Molecule: messenger RNA, 2526 nt
Organism: Boleophthalmus pectinirostris (great blue-spotted mudskipper)
Lineage: Eukaryota; Metazoa; Chordata; Actinopteri; Gobiiformes; Gobiidae
Gene: cap2
Product: cyclase associated actin cytoskeleton regulatory protein 2
Biological process (GO): regulation of adenylate cyclase activity; cytoskeleton organization; cell morphogenesis
Cellular component (GO): cytoplasm
Molecular function (GO): adenylate cyclase binding; actin binding
Source: RefSeq, a predicted model, not a curated record
UAAUUUGGACUAUGACAACAUACAGGGUACCACAUAUCGUUUUAUUUUGUCUGUUCAGUCCAUUAGUGUACAGGAGCCGGUGCAGCCCUGAGUCAUGGUCCCGCUCUCUCAGGUUCAGUCGCGUUUCUUAAUUAGGACAUCCCGGAAGAGUCCCGAGCGCAGCGCACAGGGGCAGGGGACAGCACCGCGCCAGUGAACGGUGACCACCAAAACCACGCAGGAUUCUGGAAACAACACUAAAACAAAACACAACGCACACAGAUUGUUGCCAUGGAGGGUUUGAUAGAGCGGUUGGAGCGAGCAGUUACUCGUUUGGAGCAGCUGUCGGCCACUAUGCUGGCGUCAGGUCUGACCAACAGGGACUGUGUCAACGGCAUCAACGGAGAUAUGCUGGAGCAUGUGGAGGCCUUUGACGUGCUGCUGAGAGGUCCAGUGUCUGAGUACAUGAAACACAGUCAGGCCAUUGGAAGUGAUGUGGAGAAACAUGCGGAAAUGGUGCACAAGGCUCUACAAACGCAAAGGACGUUUCUCAAAAUGACUGCAACCCACCAGCAGCCGGCUAAGAUGGAGUUGCAUGACCUGCUCAAGCCGAUAUCUGAUCACAUCCAGGAGAUUCAACAGUUCAGGGAGCGAAACCGCGGCAGCAACUUUUUCAACCACCUCUCUGCUGUGAGCGAGAGCAUCCCCGCUCUGGGCUGGGUGGCAGUGACUCUAAAGCCUGGUCCAUAUGUGAAAGAGAUGAACGACGCUGCCACCUUUUACACCAACAGAGUCCUCAAAGACUACAAGGAAAGUGACAGACGCCACGUGGACUGGGUACGCUCUUACCUGGCGAUCUGGACUGAGAUGCAGUCUUAUAUCAAAGAGCAUCACUGCACUGGGCUGGAGUGGAGCAAAACUGGUCCGAUUGCUCCUGCAUCUCUGGUUGAGCCCUCUGCGGCCCCCAGUGCACCCUGCCCUCCCCCUCCUCCUCCUCCCGGGCCCCCACCGGUCCUCACAGACAACUCUGAGGCAGCCAGUGCACCAUCACAGCACUCUGCACUGUUCGCCCAGCUCAACCAGGGCAUGGACAUCACUAAAGGUCUGAAGCAUGUCGACAAUGACCAAAAAACGCACAAAAAUCCAGGUCUACGCUCUCAAACUGCAGCCACAACCAAAACCAAGGCUCGUGGGAAAGCAAGCCCUCCCAAAGCAAAUGCCCAGAAACGGCCCCCUCUGCUGGAGCUGGAGGGGAAGAAGUGGAGAGUGGAAAACUUUGAGCAGAAACACGACCUGAUCAUUGAUGAGACUGAAUUAAAACAUGUGGUGUAUGUUUUUGGCUGCAAUAACUCCACCCUCCAGGUUAAAGGCAAAAUUAACUCCAUUAUUGUUGACAACUGCAAGAAGCUGGGUCUGGUUUUUGAAAAUGUGGUUGGCAUUGUUGAGAUAAUUAACUGCAAAUCCAUCCAGCUACAGGUUUUGGGGACUGUGCCCACCAUCUCCAUCAAUAAAACUGAAGGUUGUCAAGUUUAUCUGAGCAAAGACUCCCUCAACUGUGACAUCGUGAGUGCCAAGAGCUCAGAGAUGAACAUCCUGAUACCAGAAGGAGAGGAUGACUAUAAAGAGUUUCCGGUGCCGGAGCAGUUUAAGACGGUGUGGGAUGGCUCCAAACUUGUGACAGAGCCCACAGAGAUUGCAGGAUAAACACAUCAUCAUCACACUGUUUCAAACUGUAUUUACUCCUUUAAUGUAAAAUGUCAAUUAGCACUUUGACCUAACAAACUAAACUAAAUAGUUAACUUACAUUUUAGUGCCAUAUCAGUAAAGGCUAAUGUGUAAGAAUAAAAAUAAGAACACCAUAUUCCCCAUCAUAAUCCUCUCUAGAUUAGUAGCCAAACAUUCAACUAAAUGAUAUGAAAGACUUAAAGGUACAUUGCAUAACAUUUCUAGUGGAGGGUUCAUCAUAAUCUUGUCAUCAUGGAAAUGUUAUUGCUUUGUCUAGAAUGUUCCACUAUAGAGAUUAAACUUAUCUAUCUCAAGGGACACAGCUAUAAGCUACAUUACAGGUUAGAUCUGUGGAGAGGCAACGCUGUUCACACAGAGAACUAUUGUAUUUUUGAGCAACAGAAACACGUAAAAACUCGUAAUAAAAGCUAGAUAGAUGUUGUUGCAUUGCAGGCAAAGCAAUAACAUCUUCAUGGAAACAUGUAUGUGAUGUACCCUCCACCAGAAAAGUUGCACAAGGCAUCUUUAAAGACCAGUUAAAAAAAAAAAAAGCAUGUACUCUAUGGUAUAUUAAGACUAGUUAAAUAAAAAAAAAAAAAACAUGUACUCUAUGCUAUAUUAUAUUCUCAUGGCUAUGCCUAAAUUUAUCAUUACUACAGAUUAUCAUUGUGCUUAAAGAAAAUUUUGUUUUUAGUUUUUUUAUUAGUGCUUUGGCAUUAUAUAUGUUCAAGAUAAUGAAAACCUCUUAACUUGUUAAAAGCAUUUUAUUUUACAUGGAUACCAUUUGUGAUUGUUUAUUUUACAAAUAAAAAUGAAAGCCCA